Arxiozyma heterogenica is the source of this 3129-nucleotide messenger RNA. RefSeq names its product DNA translocase (gene ISW2). Gene Ontology annotation, molecular function: histone binding; ATP-dependent chromatin remodeler activity; nucleosome binding. The transcript has a single exon. The record is from RefSeq and is a predicted model, not a curated record. Bases 1 to 3129 code for a protein of 1042 amino acids. Gene Ontology annotation, biological process: regulation of transcription by RNA polymerase II; nucleosome organization. Gene Ontology annotation, cellular component: nucleus; chromatin. Lineage: Eukaryota; Fungi; Ascomycota; Saccharomycetes; Saccharomycetales; Saccharomycetaceae.
AUGACGCCAGAAGAUAAAAAACGUAAAUAUAUUCUAUCUGUAGAUCCUAAGAUUGUUAAACAGAGGGAUUCAAAAACUGAUACGUACAAGCGAUUUCAGUAUUUGUUAUCCAUCACAGAUCUGUUCCGCCAUUUUAUAUCAAUCAAAUCAAAACAUGAUAAAAAUUUACAAAAAUUGUUAAGAGAAACAGACUUCUCAUCAUAUCAAAAUUCAAAGUUAAACGGUGGUUCCGUCUCAAGACAUAAUAGAAAAUCUGAAAAAGAGGAAGAUGCAGAACUGAUGGCUGAAGAAGAAGAUUCUGAAGAUGACGAUUUAUAUAGGAAUGAGGAAUAUGUCACUGAAUCACCAAGCUUCAUUCAAAAUGGGAAGUUGAGAGAUUACCAAAUACAAGGUUUGAAUUGGUUGAUUUCCUUACAUGAACAUAAAUUAUCUGGUAUUUUAGCUGAUGAGAUGGGGCUGGGGAAAACUUUGCAAACUAUCUCCUUUUUAGGGUAUAUUAGGUAUGUGAAACAUAUUACUGGACCAUAUUUAGUUAUUGUACCGAAGUCUACUUUAGAUAAUUGGAGACGUGAGUUCAACAAGUGGACACCCGAAGUUAAUGUCGUUGUUUUACAGGGUGAAAAAGAACUAAGACGUGAACUAGUAGAAAAUAGUGUUUUAACUUGUGACUUUGACGUUUUGGUCACUUCAUAUGAAAUGGUCAUUAGAGAAAAGUUAGUUCUUAAAAAAUUUGCUUGGGAAUACAUAGUAAUUGAUGAAGCGCACCGUAUUAAGAAUGAAGAGAGUACACUUUCACAAAUCAUUAGAUUGUUUUAUUCUCGUCAUAGAUUGUUGAUCACAGGUACACCAUUGCAAAACAAUUUACACGAAUUAUGGGCAUUGCUCAAUUUCUUGUUACCAGAUAUUUUUGGUGAUUCAGAAGUGUUUGAUGAAUGGUUUGAACAAAAUAAUUCAGAACAGGAUCAGGAAGUAUUGGUUCAACAACUUCAUGCUGUUUUAAAUCCGUUCUUACUAAGAAGAGUGAAAUCUGAUGUAGAAAAAUCUUUAUUACCCAAAAUUGAAACAAAUGUUUAUGUGGGGAUGACCAAUAUGCAAUUACAAUGGUAUAAAUCCUUAUUAGAAAGAGAUAUUGAUGCCGUGAAUGGUGCUGUAGGUAAACGUGAGGGAAAAACACGUUUAUUAAAUAUUGUUAUGCAAUUGAGAAAAUGUUGUAAUCAUCCUUACCUUUUUGAAGGUGCCGAACCCGGUCCACCUUAUACCACGGAUGAGCAUUUAGUUUAUAAUGCUGGGAAGAUGAUUGUCCUUGAUAAACUAUUAAAAAGAUUAAAAGAAAGGGGAUCCCGUGUAUUGAUUUUUUCUCAGAUGUCUAGAAUGUUAGAUAUUUUAGAAGACUAUUGUUAUUUUAGAAACUAUGAAUAUUGUAGAAUUGAUGGGUCUACACCACAUGUUGAGAGAAUUGAAGCUAUUGAUGAAUAUAAUAAACCAGACUCAGAAAAGUUUAUUUUCUUACUAACUACUCGAGCUGGUGGGUUGGGUAUUAAUUUGGUUACUGCAGACACUGUUGUGUUAUAUGAUUCUGAUUGGAAUCCACAAGCAGAUUUACAGGCUAUGGAUAGAGCACAUAGAAUUGGUCAAAAGAAACAAGUUCAUGUAUAUAGAUUUGUUACAGAAAAUGCAGUGGAAGAAAAAGUUAUUGAAAGGGCUGCUCAAAAGUUAAGAUUAGAUCAAUUGGUCAUCCAGCAAGGGAUUGGGAAACGUACUCCUGGUAUUGCCAAUAACAAGGAUGAUUUAUUGGAAAUGAUUCAAUUUGGUGCUAAAGAUGUCUUUGAGAAAAAUACUAAUAGAAUUACUACAGAUGUGGACAUAGAUGAGAUUUUGAAAAAAGGUGAACAGAAGACACAAGAAUUAAAUGCUAAAUAUCAAGCCCUUGGGUUAGAUGACUUGCAAAAGUUCAAUGAAUUUGAUAAUCAAUCUGCUUAUGAAUGGAAUGGUCGAAAUUUCCAAAAAAAGAAUACUGAUAAAACAUUCACAUGGAUUAAUCCGUCUAGAAGAGAAAGGAGAAGAGACCAACAACAAACAUAUUCUGUAGAUGAUUAUUAUAAAGAAAUAAUUGGAGGAGGUUCAUCAAAGUCUAGUAAAACAACGCUUCAAACCAAAACACCUAAACCGCCUAAAUGGGUGCAAGGUCAAGAUUUCCAAUUUUUCCCCAAGGAGUUGGAUGAUAUCCAAAACAAAGAACAGUUAUGGUUUAAGAAGAAGAUUAAUUAUCAAGUUACUGUAUAUGAUGUAAUGGAUGAUGUUGAAGAAGAAGAAGAAUACGAUGAUAAUUCAGGAAAGAAAAAAAAGAAAACUAAGGAAGAGCUAAUUAGAGAGGAGGACGAAUUAGAGAAGAAAAUUAAAAGUGAACAAGAGAAGAUUGAUAAUGCUCCAGAGUUCACUGAUGAUGAUGAAAAAGAAAAACAGCGGCUUAUCUCCCUUGCGUUUACUAAUUGGGCUAAAAGAGAUUUUACAUCAUUUAUAAAUGCAUGUGCUAAAUAUGGAAGAGAUAAUAUGCGGAUGAUCCGUGAGUCUAUUGAUAGCAAAACACCAGACGAAGUGGAAGCAUAUGCAAAAGUUUUCUGGAAGAGAUACAACGAAAUUACAGGUUAUGAAAGAUAUUUAAUGACCAUUAAAAAUGGUGAAAGAAGAAUUCAAAAGCUAAGAUAUCAGGAAUCUGUCUUACAAAAGAAAUUAGAACAAUAUGAAUAUCCCUUAUAUGAAAUGAUGAUUCAAUAUCCACCUAAUAAUGCUAGAAGAACAUAUAAUUCAUUAGAAGACAAGUUUAUUCUUUUAACAGUAAAUAAGUAUGGCCUUCUGGAUGAUAAAUUAUAUGAAAAGAUAAAACAAGAGAUAAUGUUAAGCGAUUUAUUUACUUUUGAUUGGUUUAUUAGAUCCAGAACCAUACAUGAACUUUCUAAAAGAGCCAAUACGCUAUUAACAUUAAUAGUUCGUGAGUAUGAAUCACCAGAGAGUUUUAAGAAAAAGAGACCCAAGAGUAUGUCGUCGAAGGAAGAUGGAGUGAAACUUGCUUCCAAUAUCAAGCCGAAUAUGAAUGGUCAUAUUGAAAAAAAACCAAAAACUCAAGAAUAA